AGUCUUUGUGCUUUUUCCGAUGUUCUUCGAGUCAAUAGACUGAGAGAUUUGAAAAAUGCGAAUUUGGGUUGCCUCUCUCAUCUUCUACGGGUCAGUUUUUGCAAUUUGUGAGCUUCUUCGAUUUCUUGUCAUCAAAUCAUUUGACAAUUCGAAACGAUUAUCAGCUCUUUUGAUUUUAGAGUUUAUUGGAACAUUACAAAUAUGUGUUCCAAUGUUUGAUGUAGGUACAAUUUUGGAUAAUUAUGGCUUGUUGGGAGUUUUUGUCGAGAUUACUGUAAUUGAGUUGGCGAAUUGUUAUUUUCAAAGGGAUGCCGUUGCACAUCCAUGUCCACUGGUCACAAAUUGCUAUCGAAAAAGCAAAGCUAUCCGUAGAGGAAUCUAUGUCUUUCUAGUGCAACUUGCUGCUGCUUAUCUCUCAUAUUUUGUUGCAAGACUCUUCUGGAGUAUUGGAGUUCAUCCAAUUCAUCUUGAACUAUUGGAUGCUGAAUCAUGUUCAUCGGAUCUUACAGUUGCAAUCACCACUGGAUGUAUUAUUGAAGGAGUCGCAACUUUUGUUGCAAAAUGGUUUGAGAAAUAUGUUGACGAGAGAUACGACGGAGAAACGAAGCUAUGCUCAAUAGCCAAUUGUUUAUUUUCUGGACUUUUAUGUGCAAUUGGUAUUAACUAUACUGGAAUGUAUGCAAAUCCAAUUGUUGCUUGGGCUUGUACUUUCAAUUGUCUCGGAGUUUCCCAUGCUGGACAUCUUUUUGUUUAUUGGCUCAGCCCAUUGAUCGCUUGGUACUUCGCCGAAAUCGUUUUUGGCUCGGAAGAUGUUUUAGAAGAAGAAUCUGAGGAACAAGAGAAGGAUACCAAAAAGAAGGAAUAGAACAUUUAUUUUCGAAAAUUUACAUUUUAGGUUCUUGAGUUUGAGCUUUUAAAUUAAAUAUUCAACUUUAAAAUUUGUAAAUAAUAUAAAUAUAAACUGUUUUUCACUGA
Molecule: messenger RNA, 975 nt
Organism: Caenorhabditis elegans
Lineage: Eukaryota; Metazoa; Nematoda; Chromadorea; Rhabditida; Rhabditidae
Gene: aqp-9
Product: Aquaporin
Exons: 8
Coding region: 56-865 (269 amino acids)
Biological process (GO): water transport
Cellular component (GO): membrane
Source: RefSeq, marked reviewed